GAUGGCGAAGCCGAAGGGCAGGAGGCAGCCAACUGGUGGUGUAGUUGGACGCCCUUCCAAGUCGGACAAGAGAGCCAAGACAGCAGCAGCGAGAGGUGCGUUGGCCCAGGAGAGACUCCAAGCUGAGCUCGAGCAGCAACGUGCAGCGCUCGCGGCGGACAGAGCAGAGAUGGCGCAGAGGGAGCAAGCGCUCAGAGCGAAGGAGGCUGCGUUCGCCAAGAAGGAGCAAGAAAUGGCGCGCGCCGCUGCACAGCGGGAAAAGCGUGAGCAGCAGGAGGUUGAGCGCGUCCAAGCAGCAGCUGCUGCUGCGGCGGAGAAGGUUGCUCAGGGCCUGGACUACAUGGACACAUCUGUGCACGAGGUGAAGCCGAAGAAGGGCGAGGUCUGGACCCAGUUGCAGUCAAGGAUGGUCCUCAUGCUACUCUUCGACCUCCGCAAGGAAGGUUGCUCUGAGAAGGAGGCGGUGUUGAAGGUCAGUACACAGCAGUGA
Molecule: messenger RNA, 490 nt
Organism: Ectocarpus sp. CCAP 1310/34
Lineage: Eukaryota; Phaeophyceae; Ectocarpales; Ectocarpaceae
Source: the annotation of a GenBank genome assembly